Molecule: messenger RNA, 448 nt
Organism: Kockovaella imperatae
Lineage: Eukaryota; Fungi; Basidiomycota; Tremellomycetes; Tremellales; Cuniculitremaceae
Exons: 2
Source: RefSeq, a predicted model, not a curated record
CCGAGGGUGAGGGCGAGCACAGAGAAUGCUAUGAACAGGGGGGGGCAGAAAAUUCAAGCAUGUUUGAAGAAAGAGGCAACCUGGGAGAGUGGUCUGUCUAUGUUGCCUAGAUCCCCUCUCGUUCGGGUGGAACAGAGUAUCCUCCCUCCCCCAGGAACACGUUAGCCGACUAUUCAGGGUCAUUCAUCAUGGGCUGGCUUGACGCCACAUGGCCAUGCGCCUGGACAGCGGAGAGAGCCAGAGGGGGAGGAGGGCUGUACGUCAGUUGGAAUUUACAGAUUGCACGGGGCAAGGGGGAGGUAAGAGGCGGGACGACGGCACCUCCUUUUUUUUUUGGGAAGAAAGAACAACACAAACGAAUGGGUUUGCAAGAAUAGUAUGUACUCCUUCCCAAAAUGAGCGUCGUGGAAACUCAGUUCUUCGAAAGUACGGUCCGAGGGAGGGUCAG